UAUUAGUAAUGAAGACAAACCAACUACAAGAGUAUGAAGAAAAAUUUGAAAGGAAAUUCAGCUCCUUAAGAUUUCCGCCAAAGCCAAUACCAAAACAUGUUCUAUCCCGUACAAUUAAAAUUUUUACUGAUUCAAAUGAUACAUUUUGGUUAAACAAAAAUUCAUCAUGUGCGCCGCCAGUUAAUUAUGAGCUUAACAACCAUUCCGAUACGCACAAAAAGUUGAAUUUAGCUCGCAAAUGUAUAUUAGGACGAGACUGGCAUAACUUAGCAAAACUAUUAACAUCCAACUUGGUGGGUGAUAGUUUGAUACAAAAGAGUUCAUAUCCCGUGUUUUCAGAAGUAAGUAAAUAAUAUA
Molecule: messenger RNA, 357 nt
Organism: Drosophila navojoa
Lineage: Eukaryota; Metazoa; Arthropoda; Insecta; Diptera; Drosophilidae
Gene: udd
Product: under-developed
Source: RefSeq, a predicted model, not a curated record